This is a messenger RNA of Diceros bicornis minor, 1440 nucleotides long. RefSeq names its product mitochondrial transcription termination factor 3 (gene MTERF3). NCBI's taxonomy places the organism in Eukaryota, Metazoa, Chordata, Mammalia, Perissodactyla, Rhinocerotidae. The coding region runs from base 112 to 1359 and encodes 415 amino acids. The record is from RefSeq and is a predicted model, not a curated record. Gene Ontology annotation, biological process: mitochondrial ribosome assembly; regulation of DNA-templated transcription. The transcript is spliced from 8 exons. Gene Ontology annotation, cellular component: mitochondrion. Gene Ontology annotation, molecular function: double-stranded DNA binding.
GACGAGCGGGCGUGCGGCGCGGCCGGAGGGGACGCGCGGCCAGGCCAGCCCGGCGGCCACCGCGAGAGACGACCCCCGGCACAGGCCUCGCCACAGGCUACUUUAAGAAAAAUGGCCUUAUCAGCCCAACAGAUACCCAGAUGGUUCAAAUCAAUUAAAUUGACCAGCCUCGUUACUACUACACAACUGGGACAGCGUUUUCAGGGACCGGGGAAGACAUUGUUGCAUGGCGUUUCUGCUCGGCCUCGGAGGUCCUCUGACAAUUGCUUUCUCCAAUGGGGAUUUAAGACUUACAGGACUUCCUCCUUAUGGAGUAGUUCCCAGUCUACCAACUGCAGCAGGCAGGGGAAUAAUUCUGCCCAAAGCACUCUGCUUCCUUCCGUGAGUGAGCAGAAGACACAAAGGAUACCCAACUUUGAUUCUGAGCUGUCUCUAGAAGGACUGGACGAGAUGCCUCCAUUGUCUCCAUUGCAGCCAGUUUCCGAGGAGGAGGCUAUCCAGAUAAUUGCAGACCCUCCAUUGCCCCCAGUUUCAUUCACUCUUCGAGACUAUGUGGAUCAUUCUGAGACUCUGCAGAAGUUAGUGCUUCUAGGAGUGGAUUUGGCCAAGAUAGAAAAACAUCCAGAUGCAGCCAACCUCCUCUUGAGACUGGAAUUUGAAAAAGACAUUAAGCAAAUACUCCUGUUUCUUAAAGAUUUGGGUAUAGAGGAUAACCAACUGGGAACAUUCCUGACUAAAAACUAUGCUAUUUUCUCUGAAGACCUUGAAAAUCUUAAGACCAGAGUGGCUUAUCUACAAUCAAAAAAUUUCGGUAAAGCAGAUAUUGCACAGAUGGUCAGAAAUGCACCAUUUUUGCUGAGUUUUUCAGUGGAAAGAUUGGAUAACAGAUUGGGAUUUUUUCAGAAAGAACUUGAACUUAGUGUGAAGAAGACUAGAGAUUUGGUAGUUCGUCUCCCAAGGCUGCUCACUGGAAGUCUGGAGCCCGUGAAAGAAAAUAUGAAGGUUUAUCGUCUUGAACUAGGUUUUAAACAUAAUGAAAUUCAACAUAUGAUCACCAAAAUCCCAAAGAUGUUAACUGCAAAUAAAAGGAAACUUACCGAGACUUUCGACUAUGUGCACAAUGUGAUGAACAUUCCCCACCACAUCAUUGUCAGGUUCCCACAGGUAUUUAAUACAAGGUUGUUUAAAGUCAAAGAAAGACAUUUGUUUCUUACCUAUUUAGGAAGAGCACAGUAUGAUCCAGCAAAACCUAACUACAUCUCUUUGGACAAACUGGUAUCUAUGCCUGAUGAAAUAUUUUGUGAAAAGAUUGCCAAAGCCUCAGUACGGGACUUUGAAAAAUUCUUAAAAACUCUUUAGUUUUUGAUGAAUGUUAAAAUGUAAUAAUGUAAAGUGAAUGUAAAUAUGAAUAAAUUUUUAAAUAAAUGCCUCAAGCCUCAA